Messenger RNA from Thalassophryne amazonica, 2151 nucleotides. Its product is annotated as protein NLRC3-like. Lineage: Eukaryota; Metazoa; Chordata; Actinopteri; Batrachoidiformes; Batrachoididae. The record is from RefSeq and is a predicted model, not a curated record.
AUGUUCAGAAGACGACAGCCAGGUUUGAAUCAAAUUGAGGGUAUUUGGUCGCGUCUCUCCCUCAGUCGUCUUCUUGUAACUACAGGAGGAGAUUCUCAGGUUUUGUUUGACAUCAGAUGCUUCCAGUUGGACAGAAUAUAUCAGUUUCUCCUGAAAGGACAGAAUCUGGAAGCUGUGAGGAAACUUUCCAGCCUCAGUGUGGAAAAGCCAGAGUUUGGACUUCGGGAUCUUGAACCUCGCUGGAUUCUUGGACCCGGUGGUUGUCAAAGUCCACAGCUGAUAUUUCCCGACCUGCUGGAGAAUGGACUCAGUGACAGCGACUUAGAAUCCCGUAUAGGGAGGAGGUUCAUUGACACCAGAAACACAGACAGGAAGUCAACAUUUAACAUCUUCAGUCAGGAUCAGAGCUCUACAUAUAGUGGUGCUGAUGGACGAGCCGUCACUGUUUCUGGCACAGCGGGCUGUCCUGCCAAGACUGUGGAAGGGAAACACAACCAACAAUGUCAGUGUGAGGUCCUAGUGAAGCUGCAGAGCUCAGAGGUUCUCAGGGUUCUAUCUGCUCAGGAGCAUCAAAGAGGCCUGAACCACAUGUUUACGAACAUUGAAGAGAACAUGGUGACAUUUCUUAAAGAUGAGCUGAUGAUGAUCCAGAAGUUUCUCCUGACAAAUGAUGCAGAAUACUUGGAGAGUCAGAGUGAGGAUGAGGAGCAGAGGAGCAUCCGACUGGUUUUCCUGGACCUCGCAGUGGCCUUCAUGAGGAGGAUGAAUUAUGAGGAGCUGGCUGACUGUCUGCAGAGCAGAACUCAUGCUGAAGUUUGUCUUCGUAAAUUCAAAUCUAAGGUGAAACAGAAGUUUGAGUGUGUGUUUGAGGGGAUCGCUAAACCAGGAAAGACAACUCUUCUGAAGGAGAUCUACACAGAGCUCUACAUCACAGAGGGUGGGGCUUCAGAGGUCAACCAGGAACAUGAGGUCAGACAGAUUGAAGCAGCAUCCAGGAAAACAGACACACCACAAAGAACCAUCACAUGUGAAGACAUCUUUAAAGCCUCAGCUGACACUCAGCCACCAAUCAGAACAGUGCUGACAAAGGGCGUGGCUGGCAUCGGGAAAACAGUCUUAAUACAGAACUGGACUCUGGACUGGGCUGAAGGACGAACCAACCACGACUUCCACUUCAUAUUUCCAUUCACUUUCAGAGAGCUGAAUGUGCUGAAAGAGAAGACGUUCAGCUUGGUGGAACUUGUUCUUCACUUCUUUCCUGAAACCAAAGAAGCAGGAAUCUGCAGCUUCCAGCACUUCCAGGUCUUGAUCAUCUUGGAUGGUCUGGAUGAGUGUCGCCUCCCUCUGGACUUCCACAGCAAUGACAUCCUGACUGAGUCAGAGUCGAACUCAGUGGAUGUUCUGCUGACAAACCUCAUCAGGAGGAACCUGUUUCCCUCUGCUUGCCUCUGGAUCACCACACAACCUGCAGCAGCCAAUCAGAUCCCACCUGAGUGUGUGGACAUGGUGACAGAGGUUAGAGGCUUCACAGACCCUCAGAAGGAGGAGUACUUCAGGAAGAGAUUCAGAGAUGAGGAGCAGUCCAGAAGAAUCAUCUCCCACGUGAAGACAUCACGAAGCCUCCACAUCAUGUGUCACAUCCCAGUCUUCUGCUGGAUCACUGCUACAGUUGUGGAGGAUGUGUUGGACACCAGAGACACACCAGAGCUCCCAGAGACCCUGACGGAGAUGUACAUCUACUUCCUGGUGGUUCAGUCCAGAGUGAAGAAGGUAAAGUAUGAUGGAAGAGCUGAGACAGAUCCACUGUGGAAUCCAGAAAACAGGAAGAUGAUUGUUUCUCUGGGAAAACUAGCUUUUGAGCAGCUGCAGAAAGGGAACCUGAUCUUCUAUGAAGAAGACCUGACAGAGUGUGGCAUCGAUAUCAGAGCAGCCUCAGUGAACUCAGGAGUCUUUACACAGAUCUUUAAAGAGGAGAGAGUACUCUACCAGGACAAGGUCUUCUGCUUCAUCCAUCUGAGUCUUCAGGAGUUUCUGGCUGCUCUUUAUGUCCAUCUGACCUUCAUCCAGACUGGAGUCAAUCUGAUGUCCAAAGAACAAACAACAUCCUUGUGGACUAAAUUGUUUAAACCUAAACUAACACAUCUCCAUUAG